AUGGAAACCAAAAGUUUUAGAUGGCUGCUUGAAGUUUUAUUACACGAUCAUGUAACAAUACCUGUAUUAGACACAUUUUUAGUCAACAAAUCCCAAGUAUCAUCAUGAAUUACAACAGAUAGUAAAGGCAAACUAAGCAAAAAAUUGAUGGAUGAAGCAACUUACACACUAGGGACAAUUGAUCUGAUAAGCUCGGAAUAUUCUGAGGCAAUAAAAUUAAGACAAAGAGGGUUGGAUAUUGCUUAUGUUUACACAAGGGAAGGAAGAAUAGUUCUUUCUCAAAAUACACUAGAGGAAUUUAAAAUGAGGAAUCUUUAUGGUGUUACUAUUUUUUGUAUUCAAAGAGUGAAGCCUCAUUUAGGAGAAUCUUCAAAAUUAUAUAGACUGAAGCUGGAAUAUUCUAAAAACGAGUACACAGCUGAGUUUUAUUUGCUGAAUCCUUUUCUAAAAGUAAAAAAUAGAGAGUGAUUCCAAGAAGUAAAAGACAUAGCCACCACAAUUUUAGCAGCAAUUUUAGAAGACACUGAAAAAGUGAUAGUUUCUAUUGAGCUAGAUUUCAUGAAAGAUGAAAGAAACCAAUUCUGGCUUGCAUAUGUAUGGAGCUGCAAACUGGUUCCUUGGGAUAUUUUUAAAGAAAGCAACUUUGACGUCAAAUUUACUUAUAUUAGAAUGGACUCAAAAGUUGACCUAGCAAUUAAACUAAAAAAAAGAGAAGAUAAAGGCAAUAAGCUUAUAAAGAGCAAAAAAAAACUCUAUCAAUUUCGCGUAAGAACUCCAGAAGAUUCUCAUGAUAGUGAAGAUGACGAUUACGAGCAUGGCUGACACAAUUUUAAAAAAAAUUCGAAAAUAAAGUUAUUAGGCUCUGCGCUUUUGAAUGGAAUUAUAUCAACAGAACCGAAGCCAGAAAGCAGAGAUUCUAAAAAAUUUUUAUCUAUAUUAGGAAACAAUAGUGGAGGAAAUGCAAGUGAAAGAUCGUUAAAACAAAAAUCUGCACCCCAUUUUGAAUCCCCAAAUAAAAUAAAUCCGCAUUUUUUAGAGCUGCUUUGUAAAACUAGAGCUAAAGUGAAAUUAAUUAAAGAAGGCAAAAUUUAUAGCUUGAGACAUGAAGAUGAUAGCGAAUUAGACAGGGAAAAAGAGGAGCUGCUUAAGGAACUAGAUCAAGAUAAAAGUGGAUCGAGAACUACUUCAAGAAAAUUAUCAUUUCUUGCCGGAAUGUAUAAAAAAGAAUCUACAACUAAUCCAAAAUCCGAAAAAACUUCCCCACGAGCAAAUAUUCAUAUCGCACAAAAAUUGGAUUUUAAUACCUUAAGUUCUGAUGUCACAAAAAAACUCUCCCCGAUAGCUAAGAUACCUCAAACUACGACUCAACGAAAGCGAAAAAGCAGAAAACUAAAAUCCAGAAAAAUAACUAUAAUCCCAAAGCACCCUCCAGUGCUAAAUCCAUUGCCAAGGGUAAGUCUCCCAACCAAACUGCUUAACCCUACCAUAAGUUCUGCAACUCUUUCUCCCGAUUUUUUAACUCCAAAAUCAAGCCAUUCCCCUUCUUGGCUGCCACAUUUUCCUUAA
This is a messenger RNA of Blepharisma stoltei, 1566 nucleotides long. The record is from the annotation of a GenBank genome assembly. Lineage: Eukaryota; Ciliophora; Heterotrichea; Heterotrichida; Blepharismidae.